This is a messenger RNA of Eutrema salsugineum, 1251 nucleotides long. Its product is annotated as equilibrative nucleotide transporter 3. Gene Ontology annotation, biological process: nucleoside transmembrane transport. Lineage: Eukaryota; Viridiplantae; Streptophyta; Magnoliopsida; Brassicales; Brassicaceae. Gene Ontology annotation, cellular component: plasma membrane. The coding region runs from base 1 to 1251 and encodes 416 amino acids. The record is from RefSeq and is a predicted model, not a curated record. The transcript is spliced from 8 exons. Gene Ontology annotation, molecular function: nucleoside transmembrane transporter activity.
AUGGCGGAUAAUUACAAGAACCAAGCUCCUGAGAAGCUUCAGGGGAAGUAUAAAGCAAUGGUUGUUUCUUGUAUUCUUGGAAUCGGAUCACUAGUUUCUUGGAACAGUCUGCUCACUAUUGGAGAUUACUACUACCGAGUUUUCCCGGAUUACCAUCCGUCAAGAGUACUCAUAUUUGUAUACCUACCAUUUGCGCUUGGAACAAUCCUGAUUCUUUCAUACCACGAAUCAAAGAUCAGUACUAGAAAACGUAACAUGAUCGGUUACAUUCUAUUCACGGUAUCCACAUUCUUGCUCAUCGUCUUGGAUUUGACAACAAAAGGACACGGUGGGAUCGGACCGUAUACCGGUAUAUGUGCAAUCAUUGCUUUGUUUGGUAUCGCGGAUUCUGCUGUACGUGGAGGAAUGAUUGGAGACUUAUCGUUGAUGUGCCCUGAACUCAUACAGUCAUUCACGGGUGGUUUGGCUGUAGCCGGUGUUAUAACAUCAGCAUUUAGGCUGAUAACUAAAGCAGCCUUCGAGAAAUCGCAUGACGGUCUACGAAAAGGAGCAAUGAUCUUUUUAGCUAUCUCCACAUUCAUAGAGUUCCUUUGCGUAAUGCUUUAUGCUUACGUGUUCCCCAAACUUCCAAUCGUUAUGUAUUACCGAAGAAAAGCCGCUUCUGAAGGAUCCAAAACUGUUUCUGCUGAUCUUGCAGUUGCUGGUAUCCAAAGCCAAUUGACUGAUGAUGAUUUAAAUAAUGAAAGGCUAAGCAACAGAGAGCUAUUGCUUCAAAACAUAGACUAUGCAGUGAAUCUAUUCCUCGUCUAUGUUUUGACGCUAUCCAUUUUACCCGGGUUUUUAUACGAGAACACGGGGCAACACGGGCUAGGUGCGUGGUACGCGCUUGUCCUAAUAGCUGUGUGCAACUGGUGGGACUUGGUCGGGAGGUACGCGCCACUGGUGAAAUGGCUAAAGCUUGAGAAUAGAAAAGGACUAGUGGUUGCGGUUUUGGCCCGUUUUUUACUCGUUCCAGCGUUCUAUUUCACCGCCAGAUAUGGUGAUCAAGGAUGGAUGAUUAUGCUCAUUUCUAUAUUUGGAUUCUCUAAUGGAUAUCUCACUGUUUGCAUUCUCACCACAGCUCCUAAAGAAUACACGGGUCCUGAGAAGAAUGCGCUAGGGAACUUGCUGGUGAUUUUUAUAACAGGAGGAGCAUUUUCUGGAUCUGCACUGGGUUGGUUAUGGCUAAUUGGUAAGGAAAAUGCCUUCUGA